Messenger RNA from Sorex fumeus (smoky shrew), 2317 nucleotides. RefSeq names its product solute carrier family 6 member 7 (gene SLC6A7). Bases 208 to 2310 code for a protein of 700 amino acids. Gene Ontology annotation, biological process: sodium ion transmembrane transport. The transcript is spliced from 15 exons. Gene Ontology annotation, molecular function: L-proline transmembrane transporter activity. NCBI's taxonomy places the organism in Eukaryota, Metazoa, Chordata, Mammalia, Eulipotyphla, Soricidae. Gene Ontology annotation, cellular component: membrane. The record is from RefSeq and is a predicted model, not a curated record.
CGUCUGCGAGUCUCGGCGAGUCUCGGCGGGCGCAGCCGUGCAGCCCCUCCCCGCGCCCCGCUCCCGCAGCCCCGCCGAGACGGCAGCGCCCGCGCCCGCGCCCCCAGCCCGCAGCCGGGGCCAAGGCGCGGCCGCUUCUCCCCGCGCCUCGCUCGCUCUCGGCGCCCCGGCCAAGCCCGGAGACCAGCCGGGCGCCCGCCCUCCAGGAUGAAGAAGCUCCAGGGCGCUCACCUCCGCAAGCCGGUCACCCCAGACCUGCUGAUGACACCCAGCGACCAGGGUGAUGUGGACCUGGACGUGGACUUUGCUGCAGACCGGGGGAACUGGACAGGCAAACUGGACUUCCUGCUGUCAUGCAUCGGCUACUGCGUGGGUCUGGGUAAUGUUUGGCGCUUCCCCUACCGCGCCUACACCAAUGGAGGAGGUGCUUUCCUCGUACCCUACUUCCUCAUGCUGGCUAUCUGCGGCAUCCCUCUCUUCUUCCUGGAGCUCUCUCUGGGCCAGUUCUCCAGCCUGGGGCCGCUGGCUGUGUGGAAAUUCAGCCCGCUCUUCAAAGGUGCCGGUGCGGCCAUGCUGCUCAUCGUAGGCCUGGUGGCUAUCUACUACAACAUGAUCAUCGCCUACGUCCUCUUCUACCUCUUCGCCUCCCUCACCAGUAACCUGCCUUGGGAGCACUGCGGCAACUGGUGGAACACGGACCUCUGCCGGGAGCACCGGGGCGGCAAUGGGGCCCUGGCCCUCAACCUCAGCAGCACCGUCAGCCCCAGCGAGGAGUACUGGAGCCGCUAUGUCCUGCACAUCCAAGGCAGCCGGGGCAUCGGCAGCCCUGGUGAAAUCCGCUGGAACCUCUGCCUCUGCCUGCUUCUCGCCUGGGUCAUCGUGUUCCUCUGCAUCCUCAAGGGAGUGAAGUCCUCGGGCAAGGUGGUGUAUUUCACGGCCACAUUCCCCUACCUCAUCCUGCUCAUGCUGCUGGUUCGCGGGGUCACGCUCCCGGGGGCCUGGAAGGGCAUCCAGUUCUAUCUCACCCCCCAGUUCCACCACCUCCUGUCUUCCAAGGUGUGGAUUGAAGCUGCUCUUCAGAUAUUCUACUCCCUGGGUGUGGGCUUCGGGGGGCUCCUCACCUUUGCCUCCUACAACACGUUUCACCAGAACAUCUACCGAGACACUUUCAUCGUCACCCUGGGCAACGCCAUCACCAGCAUCCUGGCGGGCUUCGCCAUCUUCUCCGUGCUGGGCUACAUGUCCCAGGAGCUGGACGUGCCUGUGGACCAAGUGGCCAAAGCAGGCCCUGGCCUGGCCUUUGUUGUGUACCCACAGGCCAUGACCAUGCUGCCACUGGCCCCUUUCUGGUCCUUCCUCUUCUUCUUCAUGCUGCUGACCCUCGGCUUGGACAGCCAGUUUGCCUUUCUGGAGACCAUCGUGACAGCUGUGACAGACGAAUUCCCCUAUUACCUGCGGCCCAAGAAGGCUGUGUUCUCGGGGCUCAUCUGCGUGUCCAUGUACCUGAUGGGGCUGGUCCUCACCACUGAUGGGGGCAUGUACUGGCUCGUGCUUCUGGAUGACUACAGCGCCAGCUUUGGGCUCAUGGUGGUGGUGAUCACCACAUGCCUUGCGGUCACCCGAGUGUAUGGCAUCCAGAGGUUCUGCAGGGACAUCCACAUGAUGCUGGGCUUCAAACCGGGCCUCUACUUCAGGGCCUGCUGGCUGUUCCUGUCGCCGGCCACGCUCCUGGCUCUGCUGGUGUACAGCAUCGUCAAGUACCAGCCGUCCGAGUACGGCAACUACCGCUUCCCCGCCUGGGCCGAGCUGCUGGGCAUCCUCAUGGGGCUGCUGUCCUGCCUCAUGAUCCCGGCCGGCAUGCUGGUGGCUGUGCUGCGAGAGGAGGGCUCGCUCUGGGAGCGACUCCAGCAGGCCAGCCGGCCGGCCAUGGACUGGGGCCCGUCGCUGGAGGAGAACCGCACGGGCAUGUACGUGGCCACGCUGGCCGGGAGCCAGUCGCCCAAGCCGCUGAUGGUGCACAUGCGCAAGUAUGGGGGCAUCACCAGCUUCGAGAACACCGCCAUCGAGGUGGACCGCGAGAUGGCCGAGGAGGAGGAGGAGGAGUCUAUGAUCUCCAGGUACUGCCAGGACAUUGGCGUCAGCUGUGGACGGCCCCGGGUGCGGAGAGAGUCGGAGGGGGCCCGUGCAUGUGGCUCUCUGCUCCGGGAUGCGUCCUCGGCCCCAUGGAGGGCAGCGGCACCUCGGCCUGAGAGGGGCAGCCCCGGGGCCCCCACUGCCCCGAGAGAUGGGUUAGGGAGGGAUAAUGCCUGAGCCGUCC